This is a messenger RNA of Caenorhabditis sp. 36 PRJEB53466, 2507 nucleotides long. Lineage: Eukaryota; Metazoa; Nematoda; Chromadorea; Rhabditida; Rhabditidae. The record is from the annotation of a GenBank genome assembly.
AUGAGAGAUCCUCUCGACGAGAUCGGAUUAGAGCAAUUUUUGCUGCGCGAGCCCACGACGGAGAAGACAUGCGCUCGUCAAGUGACCGGUGCGAUUUCGUACAAUAUUAUGGCUAUGUCGGUGCUCGUCAUCGGCUUCAAGUUCUUCAAACACGUUUGUGAGUUUCAAUUCUCUCAAAUUUAAGCCUAAAAUUGUGGAAAUUCGAGAACGUUGACGAGUUUUCGGAAAAAAAUACACACGUAUCGCCUUACAUCCCAUAAUCUCAGUUUUUUAGCGGUUUCGAUCAAAACGGGCCUUGUUGUGAACGUCAUCGCAACUUCGGUAAUCAUCGCGUGGAUCUCUGCGGAUAAGCUUCUAGCGGUCUUCAUCUACAACCUCUUCGGCCACAUUGCCCUCAAAAGAACCUACGCAAGAGUCCGCGGAUACAUUAUUCUUGGAGAGUGCAUUCUCGGACUGAUUAUCCUGUAAGAAAUGCUCUCAAGUAUCUCGAGAAGAAACCAAUCGGAUUUUCAGCCAACUCGUCUGCCAGUACUUUGACCGCGAGCAGUUGUUCCUCUCGAUCCGCGGAAUUCUGAUGAUGCACAUCAUGCGCCUGGCCACCGUUGCCUUCGAUAUUGAGCAGUUUCCGAAGAAGAAAUUGAAGUUCCCUGAUUUUGCGGCAUACGUGGAGUACGUCUAUUACCCCCCGCUUGUCGUCUUCGGACCCUACCUCACUUUCGAACAGUUUACCAAGAUGCGCAACUCGAAGUUUGCCGGACUUCUGGUACAUCUCUUUGUCUGUCGAAUCAUUUUCCAGAUUAAACUCAUUUCAGAAUGAGGUGUCCCUCGGUCUGAACGCAGUUGCUUUGAUCUUCACGGGCGUCACUUUCGGGGUCAUGUCGUCGUGCCACUUCGACAUUUACACUCCCACGUCGCAAUUCAUCGAGGACGUGGUCACCGCCAUGUCUUUCCGUUUCAGCCACUACUUCAUCGGCUUGACCGCUCAAGGUGAAACGGAAACGACAGGGAAAGUUUACUCAUUGCAGUGAUUUCAGGCUUCUUAGUGUUCCUGGGAUCCGAUGUGACCGUGGUGGACCCGAUGGAGAUCGAGUUCUCUCGCUCGAUGCUCCUGACGGUGUCCGAGUGGAAUAAGCCAUUCCACACUUUCCUGCAUCAAUGUUCGUUUAACUUCAAAGCACCAGUAGUUAAUCUCUGCUUGUUUUCAGUUGUCUUCAGAGGCCGUUUCUUCAAAUCCACCGCUCUCAAUGUUCUGCUUACAUUCGUCGUCAGCUCCCUUCUUCACGUACUGUUCUCAACCAGAGUCCUUCCAACAAACUAUUUCGUUUCAGGGACUAGACUUCCAAAUGUCCAUCACUCUGUUCUCGCUUGCGUUCUUCGCCUACUCGGAAACUGGUAUAUCCAUUUUCCUAAAAAAAUCAAACUAAAACAUUUCAGCCUUCCGCAAGCGAUUGGCCGCUCGUCUCUCGAUGUGUGUUGCCGCCAAGCCAUGCAAAUACCAUCGCAACCGCCGCACAUGCACCCACCGCGCCCACACUUCGGUUAGUGAGAGUGAGAGAGAGAGAGGGGAAAAGCCGCUGCCGUGCGUGAGUCACCUCUCCAGUUUGGCGGAAAAUCGCUGCCCUUCUCGCAAAUAUUCUUUUCGCAAUGCCAAAUACGGAGCGCAAACGGCCUGCACAAUGUGUGUUCGCGCAAAGUUUGAUUGGUUGACUCUGAUAAGAGAGCGUACCAAAAGAGGGCAGUGGUAUUGCGUGAACACGUUUAGUUUACAAAUCGUUUCUUCGCAGGGUUUUAUUCAAAGCAUUGCGACUGGAAGAAAUCGGAAAAAAUUUGGCUCGAAAAGAAUUGACACUGACUUGAGACAAUAUAUCUGCACCGCUUUGAAUGGGCUGGGCAGCCCGGGCUUUUCGAGACCUGGACCACUUGCAACAUUCAGACAGGAUUCACAUUUGGCAGGCUUCUUGGAGUUGCAUUGAUGAAUCUGGGGACCGAGUUUCAGUCUGAUCAGUUGAUCUGAUUGGGAGAUAUACUUUUCUGGGGCCAAAAAGUAGGAGGUUUUGCAAAAAUGAGGUAUUUUAGGCAGUAGAGCAGUAUAUCUUCUGAAAAAACGUUUCGAUCGGUCUGAAACUUGCUCCCAAGACACAGCAAUCCAAGUCCUAAAAGCUUGCAAACUUUGGGUUCGGAAUAUUGCAAGUGGUCCGAAAGACCAGCCAUUUGCCGAGCCCAGUCUUUUUGUUUAAACAAUUGAAUAUUAGUGUGCCCUCUGCUGCUUGAAGGUACUAUUCAUCAACAUUAACUAUCUUUUUCAGGACUUUGGAUUACGCGGCCUCAUCAACCUGUCGUUUAUGCUGCUCUCGAUGUACCAUCUCGUGUUCACCGGAAUGACAUUCACCGACGACUACUCGGCCGUCGGCUACCCACUGGACCACGCCUUCCACAUCUGGAGCACUCAUCUCCUCUCCAGCUUCUUCAUUUCAGCCGUGCUUCUGUUCCUCAGCAAGUACCUGUAA